Capsella rubella is the source of this 693-nucleotide messenger RNA. RefSeq names its product dirigent protein 8. The record is from RefSeq and is a predicted model, not a curated record. Bases 39 to 593 code for a protein of 184 amino acids. Lineage: Eukaryota; Viridiplantae; Streptophyta; Magnoliopsida; Brassicales; Brassicaceae. The transcript has a single exon.
CCACGAAUAUUACACACAUAUAUAUAACUAAGUACAACAUGACUAAGCUCAUCCUCAUCCUCGCCGCACAUAUCCUCAUCCUCGCUGCCGUUGCUUCCGCCAGUGACUUCGCAAGAACCAUGAACGAGAAACACCUUGACAUUUCCACAAAGGAGAAACUCACUCAUCUCCGACUCUAUUGGCACGACUCCUUAUACGGUAGACACCCUAGCUCCGUCACAAUCCAAAAACCUGUCUUCAACUCUUCCUUAUUCGGAAUGAUUACCAUGAUGGACGAUGCACUGACAUUGGAUGAAUCGAGGAAUUCGACUGUGGUGGGUAAGGCGCAAGGGAUCUACGCUGGAGCGGCACAAGGAGAGAUUGGCUUCUUGAUGGUAAUGAACUUUGCUUUCACUACAGGGAAGUACAACGGGAGUACGAUCGCGAUUCUUGGCCAGAACAGAGUGAUGUUGAAGGUUAGGGAAAUGCCAGUGGUCGGAGGCAGUGGAAUGUUUCGGUUUGCUAGAGGUUAUGUAGAGGCUCGCACCAAGUUGUUCGAUCUCAAAUCCGGUGAUGCCACUGUCGAGUAUAAUUGUCAUGUCUUGCAUUACUAAUGUAACAUUUGCAUUUUGCUUUUGUGUUUGUUAUUGUAGCUGUCGUGUGAUAGUUAUGAUGAGACAUGAGAGUGUUAUUGUCUUUUCUCAAUAUUGUAAU